CGCGGUCCGGUAACGUAAAGCCUCGCGCCCCGCUUCACAUUGCCUCAGAAGUUACCAAUGCCGCUCCAGCCUCGUCCGCGCGCAGGACCUCUGCAAGAACUGCCCUUGGAAUCAUUCGCUCCUGUUGCAUCUACGUCUACAUCGAGCACGGACACCGGAAGUGGACCCUCAACACCGUCUUCCUCACGCAAGCGUCGCAGCGAAGAACCACUGCUCCCCGCCAAGCGUCGUAUCCUCCAUCAGGAGGGCAUCUUUCUUCCAUCCAAGCCUGUCAAGUCGCCAGUACGUGACCACCACACGGUUAUGUGGUCCCGAUCUGCCGCACGUCACUUCGAGGCAGUUCUAAUUGGCUCAGACAGCCCCGCGCGACGGCUUGAUUUCGGACCCCCAGAACCUGAUCCCGAGAAAUAUCUUGCCGGAUUGCACACUGCCCCUGCCGUCAGCCCUGUGAUUCCCCCAGUCAUGCCUUCGACGCGGCAAAGUAGCCCGACCACCUCCUCAAGGUUGUCCCCCUCCCUAGAAAUCAUACCCCCGUCCCCGCGUCCAAGUGCGGCAAGCACUCCUACCGAUAUGCGGUCGAGCCACUGCCCCAUGACAUCCUCGACUCCUUCUCAUGUCACGCCGAAGCCCUCGCUACCCGCCAUCGGAGAAUGGGGGUUUGCUGAGGAGCAUGCAUGGCUACCCCUCGCCAUGCCCCAGAUACCGGAAUCCUUCGCAUCAGCGAUACCUCGAGUUCCCCGGGCAUGGUCUCAGCACAAUCCAGGGUUCACAAUAUACCGAGAUCCCAUCACUGUCCAGGAGAGAGCUGAGAUAGACACCAGCACUCCUUUGCAAAUCAUCCCAAACCGGGAAACUGAUGGGGAUCUGGACAAGGAGAACCUCAUACCUCGAUGCCCGUCGCAGAAGUACCACCUGACGUCAAAUCAUGGUCAUGCAAAGCAAUCUGAAGCCGAACAAAAUUCGAUGGGUUAGGAAGAGGAGGUAAUGCCGAGGCAGACAUCGGGCAGUCGCUUGUCCAGUUGGCCGCUCAUGCACCCUAGCUCCCGUAGCGCGCUAAACAGCCCUGCUGGUCGUCAUUCAACGCUAGGGCCAUGAAUAUGGCUUCUUCCGCCACUGCGAGUCGUAUCGAAAGGGUGUUGCCAGAGUGGGUGAGAUAUUACGAUUGGCGCUCAAGUAGUUUCUAAGUGUCAAAGAUGGUUGUUGCUCGACAGGAUUUGAGGUGUAUAUGACAACGCGUUUGUUCGGGACGCCGUCCUGAACGUUGCAUGCUAUAGUGGAUACGGUACCUGACGUAUACUUACGUACCUUCAGUGAUUUCAGUAUGGGUAUGGUGCUGCAAAGUUGACAAUUCUCG
Molecule: messenger RNA, 1354 nt
Organism: Punctularia strigosozonata HHB-11173 SS5
Lineage: Eukaryota; Fungi; Basidiomycota; Agaricomycetes; Corticiales; Punctulariaceae
Exons: 1
Coding region: 58-972 (304 amino acids)
Source: RefSeq, a predicted model, not a curated record